CUUAAUUGAAGGAAGUUACCAGGAUUGGAAAUUCAGGAUUUUGGAAAAGGGCACUCCUUUUCUGGUCAAGGGCUGAUAGCAGAUUCUCGCAGUCAUCAGGGCAGAGCUGCAGGACAUGGAGUAAGCCCCUUUGAACUGGCCCCGCAGGAGGGGAGUCCUCUGGUAAACUGGCCUUGGGUGGAGGUUGCUUAUUGUUGUUCUCUUAAUGAUGUCCAAAAAUAGACAUUAUAACGCCUUAUCUGAGUUCCCUUGCCACUUUACAAUGUGGCUGUUUUCCUGAGCAUGUAAUCUCAUGUUAUUUUUCUUCAAGUGGCUAAAGUGGUGCCAUCUCCUGCCCUUUCACCCACUUCAUAAUUCCUCCAGCAUUAUUACCAGUACAGUUGUGCAGGGGCCAGACAAUGAACUGAGUCCCUGAAAUGGGUCAGAAUUAGACAAUGAAUAUUGGGAGGGUUUUGGAUAUAUUUGUAUCUAUGUAUAUGUGUAACUGAGACUGCUUCCAUGAUCUCAACUCGCACAGACAUCCAUAUGAUAACGAGGGAGUAGCGAACAGUGUGGGAGUCAAUGAGCAGCCAGGGAUGGGAACCAGUUAAGCCAGCCUUGCUGCCUAGGAAAGUGCUCCCAGCUGUGUUCCACUUCACCCAUUUUUAAUGCUUCUGUUCUCUCUGGGUGAUUGAACUCACUCUGUGUACCAGCACAAGUGAAUGAGGACACACAGACAUGAGCAGCCAGGUUCUAGGAGCCACCAGAACUGCUUGUUAAACUGUCUUAAAAUGUUGGGCUUUACACUGGAGCUUUGCCACUUCUUACAGGAACAGAAACUUCCAGCACUGAGGAAGGGUAUUUAGCUGGGAGGACUAACAAACUAAACCUGUGCAUCAAGGUUUGCCAGCUCACCUUUUACUGAAUAACUAAGACCCAAAGUGUUGUCAAGUCAAGAACCAGCUCAUAGAUUGGUAAGAUGAGCCUCUGUUGAACAGAACUGUUUGUACCAGCCUGCUACGCUCAAUUUCUUCAUUGUUACAGCCAAGGCUCUACUCUUUCUAUAGCCUCAUUUACUUAUCAAGGACAGAGCGUCUCUGAGAGGUUACCUAUUAAUGUGAAGUAUUCCCUUUCCAUGUUGUCAUCCCUGAAGUCAUGUGACACCUCCAAAGGUGAUAGUUUAAAACAUCUUAUUUGCUAUAAAAUUCAAGCUAACUUAAGUCCAUUUUCACUCACAUUUCUACGGUGGGGCAGUUACGAUAUAUGUAACUGCUUAUAUCCGUUUCAACAAUAAAAUCCUAAAUGUGAAUGUGACAGUGUUCCAUUAAAUGUUUCUCAACACAGCUGCUGCAACAUAAAAUAAAAACCACUAUUUUGUGGUGUUAACAGUAUUACAUGUAUAGCAGUUUGGAAAUAGUUACUGUGAAACAGAGGACAUUUUGCAGAAGAAAAGGAACAAGGAAAGUUUUCUGUCAUUCUCUUUUUUGGAACAUUUGGGUUGACAAACAGUUAAAUUUUAAUUUGUCUAGAAAACCAGAGAGCAGUUUUCUAUUCCAAUCCUUAGUCUAUUUCUGCCAGACGUGGGAAGGCCUGGAACAGGCAAAGCAGGAGCACAAAUCUUAAACUCCUACAUCUCAAGUGAGACUAUUUCAGAGUCAUUAUCUCACUUGUUCUUACUAGAAAUUCCAUCUGGAAACUGAGAAGUCUUUCCCAGUGAAACUUCCAACAAAAGUUGUGGGUUUUCCCCCUACCAAAAGAAACUUUUAAGUAAAAUUGCUAACCAGUUGGAAUUAAGAAUUUGAGUCUGUUCGAGUUAAUUAACAAGUUCCUCUUGUUGCUUCUUUAAAAAAGAAGAAAAAUGGGUAGGUUUUUAAUCUGAUGAUGGAAUAGUGACAUAAUUGUGAGCAAAAGUUAAUUAGAAUAUGCAUAUGAAAAAAAUACAAAUUAAUUUGCAACCAUCUUGCUGUUAGAAAUGUUGUUUUAAGGUUGUCAGAUCAACUCAAAAGCCCUUUUUUGCCUCGAUCUGUUUCUGAAGAGCACUAGGAGGACUGCCUGAAUUUAAUUUAAUCUUUAAGGUUUGGGGGUAUAUUAAAAUACUGCAUUAAUAAAAAACCUUUCAGAGUGGUCCCUCAUUAGUUUCUUUCUGUAGUUGCACCUGCAUUUCCUCCAAAGACCUUUAUAGGUAAGAGGAAAAAAAUUAUAAAUCCUACCAUACCAUAAAAAAGUGAUUUUUCAUUGAAGAAGAUACAUAUACUUGCAAGCUGCUUAGAGCAGGGUGCUGAUAACACCAAGGUGGCAGUUUGAUCUUCGUGUGAGCCAUUAAUUUAAGAGCUGGAUUUAAUGGCGUUUCCAACUCAGAGUAUUCUAUGAUUCUGUGAGAAGUUAGACCGUCGGGGGAGAUGCAGGGACAGACGCAUACAUAAAAACUAGUUAAUUCAUUUCCCAGGAAACAAAAGCUACAAGUAAUGUAAAGUCUGCUCUGUUUCUGCCGAAUACAAAUCUAUAAAACACAAGAGCAAGGAUGUCCCUAAGAAAGGGCACCUGCGGUGAUUUAGCUGUGUCGCGGGCGCAGCAGAGCUCCCCGUGCGCUGGGUCGGUGCCACCGCACCUGCGCUCGGCCAGGCCCCUGCUCCGCAGCGGGGCACACACCGCACACACCGAGGCUCAGCCCCGGCCCCAGCGGGGCUUCCGACCGCUCCGGGCGAGUCAGGCAGGCCCGGGGAGCGGAGGGGAGCGGCGGGAAGGAGCGCCCGACCCCGACAGUCACGGCCCCAGCGGGCGGCCCGGCCCCGUGUCAGGCUCGUCCCUUAGCGUCACCAUCGUCACCGCGCGUCACUUCCGCGCCCGGCGCCGCCCAGCCCGGAGCGCGGCGGCAGCGGGGGCUCUAUGGUGCGGCGGCGGCGGGGCGCAGGCCGGGGGGCGCCGGGCCGGCCCGCUCGCUGAGGGCAGCCGGACCCGCCUGCCGCGGGCUCGGGCGGCCCUGCCCUGCCCUGCCCUGCCCUGCCGGAGGGCGCCGGGAGCGGCAGCGAUGAGCGGCGCGGAGCAGCCGGAGGGGAAGGAGGCGGCGGCCGCGGGCAACUCCGGGCGCUCUCUAGGUCCCAGUGAUGCAUCUCCAGAUGAAGGAGUUGUAGAAGAUCUGCCUUUAAUAGAUGAGAAGGCUGUGGAGCAGCUAACUGAAGGAUUGAUUUCCCACUAUCUGCCUGAUCUUCAGCGAUCAAAAUCAGCUCUGCAGGAACUCACACAGAACCAAGUGGUACUGCUAGAAACAUUAGAACAAGAAAUUUCAAAAUUUAAAGAGUGUAACUCGAUUGUUGAUAUCAAUGCUUUGUUUUCAGAAGCUAAACACUAUCACAGCAAAUUAGUGAAUAUUAGAAAUGAAAUGAUGAUGCUGCAUGAGAAGACAUCAAAGUUAAAAAAAAGAGCACUUAAGCUGCAACAAAAGAGGCAGAAGGAAGAAUUGGAACGAGAGCAGCAACGUGAGAAGGAACUUGAACGAGAGAAACAGUUAACAGCAAAACCUGCAAAGAGAACCUGAAAGCAGAGCAUGCAACAACUUGUCUGAAUUAAUGAUUUCUACAUUCCCUGGAAUUAAGGCAGACUUUGCUUAAAUUGGGCUACAGCUGUUGCUAGCAACAGUCUACUCUAUAGUAUUAUAAAUUCCAGAAUGGUAAUAAUAGAAUUGGUAACAUUCAUGUUUUUUAAUUUCAGCCAUUCAAGUUGCCUUCUUUUGUAAUGCUAUGCAGUUUGAUAUUAUUAUACUGUAAGUUAAUUUUUAUAUAUAUAUGUAUAUAGUAGAACAAGGCAUCAUAGUUUUAAGUACCUAUUGAUUUUUGUUUUCUUCUGUUAUUUUGGCAUUUAGAAUUCUAAGGGAUUUGAUGAGUGGCAAGUGUUUUUCAGACAAAAUGCAGAAUACUUCUUAAAGUUCAUUUCUCAUCACCAGACUUCAGUGGCUGCAUUUUCACUGAAACUGCUUUGUUUCAUGCAGUUGGGAUCUGUCUUUGAUCAUAAAUACUGAUUCCUUGUGCAGCCUUAGUUUGAUCCAUCUGUAAGGAACUGAAGAAAAUAGCAGUGUAUUUGCUUAAAAGUUCACUUCAUUGCAGCAAUCUUUUUUUUUUGUCAUCAAGUAAUUUAAGAACUGCUUUAAAGUAACUUCUGAAUAAGUUCCCGGUGGAAAUGAUUGGCAGUGGAAAAGCAGAACACGAAAGAUUAUCAAAAUUGGUGUGUGCACAAUGCAAAGAUUAAUGAAUUCGUGCUUCCAGAAACGUUUAAGUUAAACUAGGAAACUUGCUCCUAUUAUGGUUUAUUAGGAAGACUUGUGUGGUCUAAGAAUAUUUUUGUGGGAUUAGAAGUUGUAAUUUCUUGAUCUUGUGUGACAAAAUAAAACAUAACCAAAACUAAAAUUUUCCACUUUAUGUGAAAUUCAGCCACCUGUAGGAAAACUACCAUGUUUAGUAUUUUUUUCCUUAACAAGUGAAUCAUUUGCACUUUGGGACUACAUAAGAGAUUUUUUGUUACACUGUCCUCACCCAGAUUGAUGAUUAUUAGUGUGUACUGAUAAGAAAUUUGGAAUGGAGGUUGAUAUCCAUUUCUCUGAAUGUAAUUCCUAUCUUACAGCACUUGGUGUGAACUCCCAUUCAAAUGAAUGUACAAGUUGUCUAGAGUGGUAAGAGCUUUAUUUGUUCCUACAGUCUAACAAACUAGUUAUUUUCUAACUGUAUUUCUUUUAAAGUAUAUCUGUGUUUCCUUUUAAGUAAUAAUGUAAAUGAUGUGUUUUGAAGUAAGAUAAAGGGUAAGCUGUGUAAAGUUUUCCAUAAAAUAUGUACAGGAAGGUAUCACAGGGGCACAGUCAAUUUUACUUUUCUUUCUGUUUUAGAUGACUCACACAGUGUAGACCUGCCUGGACUUUCUGUAUUGUAAUUUUCUGAACUCCUAAUUUUCUGUUCUUAAUAUUUGUCUUAAUUUUCUGUGAAAGAUGUACUCUAACAAGUACCCAGGCAUUAUGCAAGGUAAACUGGGAUAAUGUUUUGGGGCAAGGAGAACUACUUAAAGCAGUCUGAAGAGACACUGAAAUGCUUUUAGUGGAGCAGUAUUAGAUUAAAACUUUGCACAGGUAUUUUUCCCUGAAGUUGACUCAUGGCUAUUAAUUGCCAGUGGAUUGUUUGCCUCUGGUGUGGUUUGUAUGUAUUUCUAAGAGAAAUGUAAAGGAUUUCCACAGUCCAUUUUUUGGAGGAGAAUGUACAUAUCUAAAUGUUGUUCAAGUAUUUUAUUUUGUAAUGUAAUUUCACGAUUGGAUUCUGGGAAUUAAAACUGUUCUCAUUAAACUGUAACAUGAAACUAGAUGCCUUAGUAUCCAAAUCAGGAUUUAAUUCCUUUGAUAUUUCUUGAUUUGUAUGCACUCAUACAGAAUCCAGUUUACUGUGUCAAGUCAUAUUCUCUCUGUCAAGAACUGUGGUUUUUUUUCAAGGAACUGUGGUUUUGUGGGAUUUUGUUUCAUUUUAAGAAAAUAAUGGUUAUUUUAACUAAAACUAGAGAAUUCUAUAAUUGAAAUUGGUACUUUUGAAAUUUGGUACAUUUCAGGAUGGGGAAUAAUUUCCAAUCAAAGGAAUAAAAGCUCACAGUGCUUAUCUGAGGAAUACAUAAAAAUGUAAUUGAUUAACUUUUCCUAUAAAAGCAUGGUAAGAUCUGGGUUUUCUAUGAAUAAGGACCUAAUUUUGCUGAAUUACUUUUCUGUAAUAAAGGGGGAAAAUUAAUAAAAAUAUAUAUGAUGAA
This is a messenger RNA of Oenanthe melanoleuca, 5748 nucleotides long. RefSeq names its product biogenesis of lysosomal organelles complex 1 subunit 6 (gene BLOC1S6). Gene Ontology annotation, biological process: intracellular transport. Bases 2501 to 3514 code for a protein of 337 amino acids. Lineage: Eukaryota; Metazoa; Chordata; Aves; Passeriformes; Muscicapidae. The record is from RefSeq and is a predicted model, not a curated record. The transcript is spliced from 5 exons. Gene Ontology annotation, cellular component: BLOC-1 complex; extrinsic component of membrane; transport vesicle.